GGACUCGGGGACGAAUGGACAGGCCCGAGUCUGCCCCUGCCCCUGCCCCCGUCCGGGCGCGGCCGAAUGUUCGGGGUGGUGGGGCGGGUGGCCCGGGGGUGUCGGGCUCGGGGCUCAGCACGGAGUGGCCUAAGGGUGAAGUCGCCUGGGUCACGCAGGAAACAGCAAGGAGGAGGCGGAGGAGUUGCCCCCCGCGGGCAGGUCGGGCGCCUCAACUGCGAGAGUGGGCUGGACUCGGGUAGAUCUCCGCCUUUUACUGCCAGGGGGAGCUUGAGUAAGUGACUUAGCUUGUCGAGUUAACUACUUGCCCCUGUGGUUAGCACGCACGGUGACGGUAGCAGACUUCUACUGAACACUUGCUGUGUGUCAGGCGCUCUCUGUGCAUCGGUGAUGUGGGGUACCGAGGUGCGGUAGAGCGCUUAGCGCAUCGCGAGGCUCGCCAGAGGUGAGCUGCCAGCGCUUCGCCGCUGAAUGAGAAAACCCACUACCCUGAGCACAACACCCUGGAAGUCAUCACUUAAGGAUGAAUUUUUAGAUGUGAUCUACUGGUUCCGACAGAUCAUUGCUGUGGUCCUAGGUGUCAUUUGGGGAGUGUUACCGUUGCGAGGUUUCUUGGGAAUAGCAGGAUUCUGCCUGAUCAAUGCAGGCGUCCUGUACCUCUACUUUAGCAACUACCUGCAGAUAGAUGAGGAAGAAUAUGGCGGCACGUGGGAGCUCACAAAAGAAGGGUUUAUGACAUCGUUUGCCUUGUUCAUGGUCAUCUGGAUCAUCUUUUACACUGCCAUCCACUAUGACUGAUCGGUGCAUGGCCCCCACCUGCUCCCGGUCCGCUCCAAAGGACCCUCUUAGUUACACCACGGAAACAUGAUUAUUAGGGGCAGCCCAGCCACAUGGAACCUGGAAGACCCACGUUUCCUGGACCAAGAAUCAGUGUGUUGGGCGUCAGUGUUUUCUGCAAGGGUUGUGACCUGAAACUUUUUAAAGAACCAUCCACCUUUUGGGGAAGCAUUUCUGAAUCGUCCAUCACCAACCAUUUCUUCUUGGAUACCAUCAUGAAACACCUGUUUGCCGACUGGAGCUGUCCUAUAAUUUGGUGCACCUCUGGAUCCGGAUGAAACAUUAAAUUGUCUUCCUUCUCCAUCAGGUGUACAGUUUUUAAACUAUCAAUCAUUGGCAUUUCAAGUCGUCUGAAAACAGUAUGGCAGUAUGUGCGUGGUCCAUAGCACAGUACAAGCAGCAUCUAAUAACAGUUUUCAUUGUAGAAUGUUUUCAGAUACUUGAAUAAAUCAGAUCUUUAACUGAGA
Hippopotamus amphibius kiboko is the source of this 1304-nucleotide messenger RNA. It is a transcript of the gene RAB5IF, whose product is annotated as RAB5 interacting factor. Gene Ontology annotation, biological process: mitochondrial respirasome assembly. The record is from RefSeq and is a predicted model, not a curated record. The coding region runs from base 472 to 798 and encodes 108 amino acids. NCBI's taxonomy places the organism in Eukaryota, Metazoa, Chordata, Mammalia, Artiodactyla, Hippopotamidae. The transcript is spliced from 5 exons.